Molecule: messenger RNA, 2119 nt
Organism: Lemur catta (Ring-tailed lemur)
Lineage: Eukaryota; Metazoa; Chordata; Mammalia; Primates; Lemuridae
Gene: ORMDL3
Product: ORMDL sphingolipid biosynthesis regulator 3
Exons: 4
Coding region: 152-613 (153 amino acids)
Biological process (GO): negative regulation of ceramide biosynthetic process; intracellular sphingolipid homeostasis; ceramide metabolic process
Cellular component (GO): endoplasmic reticulum membrane
Source: RefSeq, a predicted model, not a curated record
GUGGGGCGCUGAUUCGGCCGGAGCUGCCAGCGGGGAGGCUGCCGCCGCGGGUUGUUACAGCUGCUGGAGCAGCAGCGGCCCCCGGCUCCCGGGCACCCCUCCCGGGCCCUCGACCUCCGGCCCCACACGAACAGCGGAGAGGGGCAGCAGGAUGAAUGUGGGCACAGCGCACAGCGAGGUGAACCCCAACACGCGGGUGAUGAACAGCCGCGGCAUCUGGCUCUCCUACGUGCUGGCCAUCGGGCUUCUCCAUGUCGUGCUGCUGAGCAUCCCCUUCGUGAGUGUCCCUGUCGUCUGGACCCUCACCAACCUCAUCCACAACAUGGGCAUGUACAUCUUCCUGCACACAGUGAAGGGGACACCCUUCGAGACCCCGGACCAGGGCAAGGCAAGGCUACUAACACACUGGGAGCAAAUGGACUAUGGGGUCCAGUUUACGGCCUCUCGGAAGUUCUUGACCAUCACACCCAUCGUGCUGUACUUCCUCACCAGCUUCUACACUAAGUACGACCAGAUCCAUUUCAUCCUCAACACUGUGUCCUUGAUGAGCGUGCUUAUCCCCAAGCUGCCCCAGCUGCACGGAGUCCGCAUUUUUGGAAUCAAUAAGUACUGAAGGCGCAGCCCCCGCCCCUGCCCAGGCUGGCGGGGGGAGGGCGGGAGGCCUGCGCUGGAUGCCGAGAUGGAAGGAGCCUCUGGACACUGCCGGAGAUGGGGGUUGAGCCGCUGGGCCUAGUUUCCCCCUCGCUUCCCCCAGUAGCCAACCUGGAGUAGCCUGUAGUGGGGUUGGGGUGGGCCCCCCUGGGCUCUGACCCCUUCUGAUUUGUUUUUUUUUUUUUAAUCUUUUCCUUUUGCCUUUUGAAUAGAGACUCCCUGGGGGUGGUCAUGGAAUGGGCUGGGUUCCUGGGCUGAGCAUGGACCACCAUGGGACAGGAGGCCAGGGAAAUACCCCUGCUUACUUGUGUACCCGCAGGCAGCCAAAGCACUUUAACCCCUGCGAGGGGAGUGGAGGGGUGGUACAGCUUCUGGACUGUUCCGCUUUGAUUCUUAAGUCUUAGCAUGGCACGCAGCGUGUGCUUGUAUGUACGAAAGCAAGUGUGUGAGGGCCUCACCCCUCUGGGUAGAGAGCUGCCUAAUCCAAGUCUCGGGCUUCCGGCGGCUUCCCUACAGCCCAUCCUGGGUCCUGGUUGGGAGUGGGGAGGAUGAGGAGCGUGAAGGCGGGGAAGAGUGUGGAUGGCCUGGUCCCAGAGGUGAGGCAGCCAGGGCUGCUGCCAUCCUGGCCCUGGUGUAGGUUGGGAAGUGGGGUGGGGGGGAUAGUGAGUUGAGACUUAUAAGAAUGGGGUCACACAGCAGCAGAGGAUUGGUGUAAGGGAGGGGGCGGGCACAGAAGUAGACUCUGCUCUGGGAUGCGGGUGGGGAGGGCAGCCAGGCAGGGAGGGCAGCAGGCUUGGAGGGUUAAUUUACCCACAACUGCGAUGGUAAUAGGGAAGGGAGGCCGCCGUGGGCUCGAAGCUCCUGGACUGGGUGAGGGAGUGGACAGGAGAGGAAGAGGCCCACGAGUCAUCGUAAGCACAGGUCCUGUUUGGCACUGUCUCCUGCAGUGGUGUGACGGGUGUGGGGAAGCUGCGACAGAAAUGGUGGAUGGUGCCGCCCUCUGCAACCACUCGCCCCCUAACCUCCUCGUGCAGACUGGCACCGAGGCAGGGCCUCUUGUGUGGCAUGCACCUGGUGGGCUAUCAGGCCACCCCCACGCGGGGCUGGUGGACUAGAGAGUCCUGUAGGACUGCUGCCCAGCAGGGCAGUGGAGGGAGCAAGGAGUGGCCUGCGGGCUCCGUCUCUGCAGCCUGAGCACGGGCUGGAGAGGAGCCUUCUCCCCUCCCCAGUCUGCCUAGGGGUGGUGUGACUUUUGAGAAGGUGUGGGUACCUGUGUCCUCACCCAGGGGCCUGAAGGAGGAGGGGAGGUCACUCGCCCUGUUUUCUGUCUCCUGGCCCUCCACCUCCCACCCCAUGUAUCAUAGGGAACUUUCACCUCAAAAUCUUUCUAAGCAAAGUGUGAAUAGGAUUUUUACUCCCUUUGUACAGUAUUCUGAGAAACGCAAAUAAAGGAUAAUGUGUUCCGGUU